Molecule: messenger RNA, 9515 nt
Organism: Salvelinus sp. IW2-2015
Lineage: Eukaryota; Metazoa; Chordata; Actinopteri; Salmoniformes; Salmonidae
Product: protein-methionine sulfoxide oxidase mical3a
Molecular function (GO): FAD binding; protein binding
Source: RefSeq, a predicted model, not a curated record
GCAGAGACGUCAGCAUACUGCCACAGAUCCAGCAGCACUGCAGAUCUCUCUGUGUGCUGCUAUUCUUCCUAUGAGGGUGAAAGACAGGAGGAGGAGUGGGAGUGAGUGAGAGAAGCGUCUGGCAGCCAUCCCAGUCAAACAGUAAUGCAGAGUAAAGGGGGAGAUAGCAGUCUUUUCACUGAGCCUCAGCACAGAAUCCAGCACUGCGGCCCGGGAGCCCUCCCUUUGUGAGCCAGUGGGCGUGUGAUCUCACCGCUGAGAGGAGGGGCCCCCUUUCCCCUGUCUGGCCAAUCCUUGAGCUCGGUGACUAGGUCACGUGAGAAUCCCUCUUUCAGGUUGCCAUGACAAUGUGCACUGGUCCAGACAGCAUCUUACUGUGGUGAGAAGAGAAGAGGAGGGAGGAUAGACAGCGGGCGGGAGAGCAAGAGAACAAACCCCAGACACCUAUGCUGUGCACCUUUCCUCUAAUGAGGAUGCCUGAGACGGGGAGAUAAAGACUUCACCGGAGCAGAGUGUGUGCUAGAGCCAGGGGCUGGGGCCUGACCAGAGACCCCCGGAGGCCCCCAACUGGGGGGGAGGUCCAUGGGGACUAUGGGGGACCUGGGAGGCUUCACCACUACAGGGGAGAGGGUGAACCCGGCCCACAUCUUGUUUGACCGCUUCGUCCAGGCCUCCACUUGCAAGGUCACGCUCAAGGCCUUCCAGGAGCUCUGUGACCAUCUGGAGCUCAAGCCCUGUGAGUACCGGGUCUUCUACCACAAGCUUAAGUCCCGUCUCAACUACUGGAAGGCCAAGGCACUCUGGGCUAAGCUAGACAAGCGGGCUGGCCAGAAGGAGUACAAGAAGGGACGUGCAUGUACCAACUCUAAGUGUUUGAUCAUCGGGGCAGGACCAUGUGGCCUGCGGACGGCCAUCGAGCUGGGCUUCCUGGGCGCCAAGGUGGUGCUUUUGGAGAAGAGGGAUGCCUUUUCCAGGAACAACGUGCUGCACCUGUGGCCCUUCACCAUCCAGGACCUCCGAGGACUCGGGGCCAAAAAGUUCUACGGAAAGUUCUGCGCCGGAGCCAUCGACCAUAUCAGUAUCCGGCAGCUCCAGCUGAUGCUGCUGAAGGUGGCCCUGCUCCUGGGCAUCGAGAUCCACGUCAACGCGGAGUUCAAGGGUCUCAUCGAGCCCCCCGAGGACCAGGAGAACGAGAGGAUAGGGUGGAGGGCUGAGGUCCUCCCCAGGACACACCCAGUCAACGAGUUGGAGUUUGAUGUCAUCAUCGGGGCAGAUGGGAGGAGAAACACGCUGGCAGGGUUCAGGAGGAAGGAGUUCCGGGGUAAGCUGGCCAUCGCCAUCACAGCCAACUUCAUCAACAGGAACACCACGGCCGAGGCAAAGGUGGAGGAGAUCAGCGGAGUGGCCUUCAUCUUCAAUCAGAAGUUUUUCCAGGACCUCCGUGAAGCCACGGGAAUUGACCUGGAAAACAUUGUCUACUACAAGGAUGACACGCACUACUUUGUCAUGACUGCCAAGAAACAGAGCCUGCUGGAGAAGGGAGUCAUUCUGCAUGAUUAUGCGGACACAGAGAUGCUGCUCUCCAGGGCUAACGUGGACCAGGCAGCUCUGCUAUCUUACGCCUGCGAGGCCGCAGACUUCUCCACCAACCACCAGCUGCCCACGCUGGACUUUGCCAUCAACCACUACGGCCAGCCCGACGUGGCCAUGUUCGACUUCACCUGCAUGUACGCCUCCGAGAACGCGGCGCUGGUACGCCAACGCAACGGGCGCCAGCUACUGGUGUCUCUGGUGGGGGACAGUCUACUGGAGCCCUUCUGGCCCAUGGGCACUGGUAUAGCCCGGGGUUUCCUGGCAGCCAUGGACUCAGGCUGGAUGGUGAAGAGCUGGGCCCAGGGAAACACAUCUCUGGACGUGCUGGCUGAGAGGGAGAGCAUAUAUCGCUUGCUGCCUCAGACAACGCCAGAGAACAUCAAUAAGAAUUUCAGUCACUACAGUGUGGACCCCACCACGCGCUACCCUAAUAUUAGCCUCCACUUCCUCAGGCCCAACCAGGUACGACACCUCAUAGACACAGGGGAUUCAAGUAGGGAAAUGCUUAUCGAAAUGGAGAAUGUAGUCAACUCCUCAACACCCAAGCUCACCCGAAAUGAAUCCAUAGCUCGCUCCAGCAAGCUGCUAAACUGGUGUCAGAGGCAGACGGAGGGCUACAGAAAAGUUAGUGUGACCGAUCUCACCAUGUCUUGGAAGAGUGGCAUGGCCCUGUGUGCCCUCAUCCACCGCUACAGACCUGACCUCAUUGACUUUGACUCUCUGGAUGAGCGGGACCAGCAGAAGAACAAUCAGCUGGGCUUUGACGUGGCCGAGAGGGAGUUUGGCAUCUCACCUUGCAUGACGGGCAAGGAGAUGUCCCAGGUGUCAGAGCCUGACAAGCUCUCCAUGGUCAUGUACCUCAGCCAGUUCUACGAGAUGUUCAAGGACACAGUGCCCCCUGGGGCCGGAGGGGACCAGAACAUGAGCCCUGAGGAGAAAGCUGCGUUGAUCAACAGUACCAAGUCCCCCAUCUCCUUCCUCAGCAAGCUGGGCCAGAGCAUCGCUAUCUCACGGAAGCGUAACCCCAAGGACAAAAAGGAGAAGGAGGUGGAUGGUUUGGGGAAGAGGAGGAAGACCAGCCAGGCUGACCACUCUGAAGACGAAGAGGUUUUGAGGGGUAACCGUGACGACAGGCCAUCUAACAGUACUGCUCUGACAGAAAGGAAGAUGAAGGAAGAGUCAGCAGCUGUAGGGAACCACAACAAAGUCAAGUCCAUGGCCACCCAGCUCCUCGCCAAGUUUGAGGAGAACGCCCCCGCCGAAUCCAAGGGCCUCAAAAGACAGGGGGAUUCUCUGCCCAGUGUGGGUGUCGUCCUGGCGCUGCCCCCUCCCCCUGCCUCCCUGGGCCCCCCCAGGGAGCCUGUCCGCCUAGCUCCGGUCCCUGCAUGGAGACAGGGUUCCCUGAGGAAGGAGUUCCCCCAGAACAUCGGGGGCAGUGACGUGUGCUUCUUCUGCCGGAAGCGUGUGUACGUGAUGGAGCGGCUGAGUGCCGAGGGCAAGUUCUUCCACCGUAGCUGCUUCAAGUGUGACUACUGCGGCACCACACUACGCCUUUCGUCCUACGCCUUCGAUGUGGAGGACGGGAAGUUUUACUGCAAGCCCCACUACUGUUACCGCUCGUCUGGUCAGGCUCAGAGGAAGAGACCAGCAUCGAUCCCUGCUCUGCUCAAUGCUAAGGACAACCAGGGGUCCUUGCCCGCGGCGGUCACCGUGGACUCCCCCGGGAGGGGGGCGAUGGCAUCCCCUUCCCCCACCGAGCGCCGGUCCUCAGUCCCGGAGGUGAACGGGCUGCAGGAGCCCAGCCUGGCUAAGCGUCUGCGGGGCACGCCGGAGCGCAUCGAGCUGGAGAACUACCGUCUGUCUCUGCAGCGGGAGGAGGACCUAGAGGAGGUGCCAGAGGAGACGCUGGCCGAACACAAUCUAAGCAGUGUGUUGGACAAGGACGCGCAAGCAGACCUGGGCUCCAGCAGCUCUGAGUCUGACAUGGAGGAGGAGGACCAGGAGGAAGAGGAGCAACAUGAGGAGGAGCAGCAGGAGCCCCCCAGCCCCUCAGACCUGGGAGGAGUGCCCUGGAAGGAGGCUGUGGAGCUCCAUGCCAAGCUGAAGACUGACAGCGACCCAGGGGCUGAGGGAGAGGAUGGAGAGGGAGAGGACGAGACACAUGGUCACUUCGCUAGGGAUCUAGAAGUGGAGGAGGAGGAAGAUGACGAAGAAGAGGAGGAGGACGAUGAGGCGGAAUCCACUGAUGAGGGGGAGUACUGUCCGUGGGAGCAGGAGCUCCAGUCAGGCAUAUGGCUGGAGAACCUCCAAGACGAAGAGGAUACCUGUAGAUUUAAAGCCAGAAACCUGCAGAUCCAGCAGGUGCUGCAGCCUGUGGAUCCGACGGGCAUUAAGAAUCUCAGACGAGUCUCCGUACUGUCAGAGGGGGACAAGGAGGAGCCUCCUGCCUCGGCCUCCCAGCCAUCCACCACGCUCACCCAGUCCCCCUUCACAGCCCCCGCCCACACAUCCGCUCGUCAUGAGGCUGUGCGAGUCUGGUUGGAGUCGGUGUCUGGAGAGCCCUGUGAGGAUGAUGACCCGGAAGCAGAAGUGGGCAGCCGUGAUUUUGAGCCAGGCACCGAGAUGGACCAGGAGGACAUUCCCUCUGACGCGGAGGCUGAGGCUCGUCUGCACCAGUCAGAGUUCAGUGAUGCGCUUCCUGAAGAGGACAAGAAGUCGCAGAGUCAGGGGAUCGCCUAUAGCAUUGAACAAACUAGUGUCAGUCCGGUGGAGUUAGAUGGGGAAGUUGUCCUCUCGCCAGUCAAAUCACCACCUCCACAGCCUGAUUUACAGAUGUCUCACACGUCUCCUCCCUACCUGGUCAAAUCACCCGGCAUGCGCUUUUUCCCAGAUCCCUUUGCAUCGGAGAACGUCACAAUACCCCAGAGGACAGUUCACACUCCCAAUGCCAAGAGCCCCCAAUACGCUACCCCUGCCCCGUCCCCCAUUCACUCCCCUGUUCAAUCCCCUAUCCGCUCCCAGCCUAUCCCACUGCCUGAGACGGUCACCCCAAAAUCCCCUGUCACCUCUCCGCCCUGCUCCUGCCCCCCGACAGGGAACCCGCUGUCUCCCAUCUGUGCCCAGCCGCUGCCCUGCCACGAGCCCUCCUCACCCCUCACCUCAGACUCCCCUGUCAGAACUCAGCCUGUCCCUGCCAUCACCUCCACGCCGCUGGCCAAACCAGCCUCCUCUGACAGGACUACCCCCGAGCCUCAUAAAUCUCUGGACCUCACAGACGAAACUCCAGUGAAGAAGACGGACAUCAUCGAGGAGUUCUGGCUGAAGAGUGCCGAGAUCAGGAAGAGCCUGGGUCUCACCCCACUGGACCGUAGCAGCAGCAGCAAAGCCCCAGAGAAGUGUCAUGUUACUGUGGGUAAGGUGCCCACUCCGGAAUCCCCCUCGACCAAGUCCUACACCCCAGAGGAUCUCUCGGAGGAGCUUAGGCCUUCCCCUUCUCCCUUCACCGGUCGCUCGGUCAUUCGCAGGCUGAACAUUACGGUGGAGGGCCAGGUCAUCUCCCCUGCGGAGCCCAAGAGCAAUGGCUCAGAACGGAGGGACCUCAGCAGCAGCUCCGGCCUAGGCCUCAACGACAGCACGGCCACCAACCAGAACAGCCAGGCGGCCAGUGACAGCUACCACACUUCCGACUCCACCAUGCUCACCCCGCCUUCCAGCCCCCCGCCGCCCCCGCCCAACGAGGAGCCAGCUACUCUCAGGCAGCAGCAGAAGCACCAGGUGUCCUGGGACAAUGGGAUCGAUGGCCCCACUACACCUGAGCCAGCCAAGGUGGCCCCCACCAAGACCAACAGCCCUGUGCCUACACCGAGGACCCAACUCAGCCCUGUGUCUAUGCCAGUAUCUGCGCCCAAGCCUGCCCCCAGGACAACACCGGUCACCUCGCCGGUCACCUCGCCGCUCACAGCUCCGGUCACUCCAUUGGUGGUCAUGAGACGGGAGAAGAGCAGCAAACCACGUCGGGAGGAGGUGAGGAAGUCAUUCGUGGAGUGUGUGGCGGAGAUCCCGUUUGCGGACGAUGUGGAGGACACGUACGACGAGCGGACGCCGGACACAACCAUGGACAGGUUCUACACUCCGCCCAGCAGCAAGCCCAACAGGGAAAGGGAGAAGCGUCCCCUGCACCUGGCCCUGGCCAUGGAAAACGGAAAGCCCAUUUUCCCUGUGAACCAGCAGGCCUCGAAGAGCCAGAAGGCCCAGCAGUUCUCCCCUGAGGCCAAGGAAAUAGCAGAGGAACGGAUGAGAGCCAGAGAGAAGUCCAUCAAGAGCCAAGCUCUGAAGGAAGCCAUGGCCAAGCAGCUCAACAAGAUGAGAGAGACGGACACGGCCAAGGGCGCCGCCGCCGCGGCUAAAGUGGUGUGGAACGUGGCCUCAUCAGAGACUUCCGGGAAAAGUACUAAGAAGUCAUCCGGUUCUCCAAAGACGUCUGCAGUGAAAUCUCUUGAGUCGAAGAAGGGUGAGACUCUACCAGAGCGUUUCUUUAGCAGUCAGGGUAACAAGAGUCUGGACAGCUCGACCGUCUCCUCCGACGGCUCCGCCUCGGGGGGCAAGAGCAAGAAGCGCAGCUCGCUUUUCUCACCGCGCAAGAACAAGAAGGAGAAGAAAGCCAAGAAUGAAAGCCAGCUCUCCGCCAAGCAUGGCACAGACGAGACGCCGUCGCCGCCCAAACACAAGUCCCUGUGGAAGGCGGUGUUCUCGGGGUACAAGAAAGACAAGAAGAAGAAUAAGGACGACAAGUCAUGUCCCAGCACGCCAUCCAGCUCCAACACCAACGACUCCGGGAAGAAGCGAUUGUCGCCUCUCGGCAGGUCGUCAGAUUUGAAGUCGCGCAGAAACCUGAGCUUCUCUGAGGACUCGGAUCUGUCAUGUGAUGAUGUGCUGGAGAGGUCUUCUCAGAAGUCUAGGACAGACUCUGUUUAUGUCCCUCACGCAUUGGCGUUCAAGAGAGCGUACGCCACCAAGAAAACCUACACAGAGGAGGAGCUCAAUGCCAAGCUGACACGUAGGGUACAGAAAGCUGCCCGGCGACAGGCCAAGCAGGAGGAGCUGAAGAGACUGCACAGAGCCCAGACCAUACAGAGGCAGCUGGAGCAGGUGGAGGAGAAGCAGAGACAGCUGGAGGAGAGGGGCGUGGCCGUGGAGAAAGCCCUGCGAGGGGAAGCAGGAUUGUAUAAAGGGACUUAUUGUACUAUACCAAAACAACACAAAAGACGAUCAGACUAUUGGGGAGAGUCUAAUUACAGUGAAAUCCUGGACUUGCAUCUGGGCGGGAUGGGAAAAAAGGACGACCCCAAACUCAUGCAGGAGUGGUUCAAACUGGUCCAGGAGAAAAAUGCCCUGGUGCGAUACGAAUCUGAGCUGAUGAUAUUUGCACGAGAACUGGAGCUGGAGGAUCGUCAGAGUCGACUGCAGCAGGACCUGAGGGAGCGCAUGGCAAUUGAAGACCACCUGAAGACGGAGGUGGAGCUGGCGCAGGAGAAGCACAUCCUGAAUGAGAUGCUGGAGGUGGUGGAGCAGAGAGACUCCCUGGUAGCCCUCCUGGAGGAGCAGAGGCUCAGGGAGAAGGAGGAGGAUAAGGACCUGGAGUCGGUCAUGCUCUCUAAGGGUUUCAACCUCAACUGGUCCUGAAACUAGACGCACCAUCCACCCCCACUCAGAUAAUACACUACCCCUCCCCUGUGUCAGGGCUCAGUGAAGGCCUAAAUCACAGUUCCAUGCUUGGUCCCAGAUUCCUCAGCAGAGAAUGUGUACAGAACGGAGUUGUCCUUUCACGGCCCUUCUGUUGGCGAAUGUGCGCAGAGUUGUCCUAUCAUGGCUCCGCUAUUGGAGCAGUCUAAAAUGUUUACAUAUCUACUCUGCCACCAGGCAGGCAUCAUUACCUAGUGAUAUCUCACCUCACGGUGGGAGGAGCAACUACAGCCUGGACUUUCUCAGAACCUCAGAAGUUCUUUCGACGUGGUUCUCCAGAACGGGGAACUUACCUCCUCUAGGAAGAAUGUUUUUUAUUUUUUAUUUCUUUUAAUCUCAAUCACACAAAGGGAAGAAAGAGGUUUGGUCCUGCUGAUGUAAAGGAAUUCAAUAUAUGAUAACGGUUUCUGUGUAUUGAAUGUGCAUAACACAACACAUUAAAGAAGCUGUGGUUUUAGAUGAGGGUAGGCCCUUGAUCUAUCGACUGUUACAGGGUUUCUGUAGAAAGGGGAGGAGUGGACCGAAGCCUCUGGUCUCUCUCAUCCUAACCUAAUGACAUCCUCUGCCAUUGUGAAUGCUGACUGAGGGAGGGACAUCCUCUGCAUUAGCUGGCUUUCUCUCCAAUUACACAGUGGCUUCCAUGUUCUGAGGAGCCAAUGAGGAUCACACUCUAAAAGGCCUGUAAUUUUUUUGCACAGAGAUUCACACUAAGAGUCAACGCUAAGGAUCAAUGGAAUCUGGUCACUUAGACGUUUUCAAUUGUGUAUUUAUUAGCGUUGUUUUUACAAAGAACCUGAAUGAACUGUUUUUGGUAUUUUCGGUCAUGGAAGAGAGUGCCUGAACUGGUGGCUCAACAGAAUGCACUUGCGCUCUCUUUAUGACAUUGACAGCAAGGAAGCUAACGGAAAACUCCAUCACCCAGAAGCAAGUGCGUGUCAGGACUGUAUGCUGCUGCAGGCUCAUAUAGAAGCAUAUCAUGUGUUACAAAGUGCACGUUUUGUCAUUGCAGCCGACUUUAAAGGCGAGUCGGGACUGACUGAUCUACAAAUCACCUUGCAUCAUAAAUAACUACUCAAUAUUAUUUGUAGCUCAGUCAGUCACUAUUUACCCAUGAUACAUCACGGUUUUGAUGCUCUAACCUGUAGCAUAGAUUAAUUGACACAUGAACACUUCAGCAAGCAACCCACUUGACACAUCUCUUAGGCUCCUAGUUCUGAGUGAUAAUGUGUCCUUCUCCAUACGAUGCCUUUCCCUGUAUAUCACAUAAAAAUGUCAGUUUAUAUAAUCAUUUGCCCUUAUUCAAUACUAAUUGGCAUAUACUGUACCGUGAAAUAUCCUCAGUGUAGAUGAAAUGUUAAAAAGAGAAAGACAUAGCAGUCGAGUUAAUUUGAUCUCAGAAGAGGCAGUGUCUUAUUGGACUUCCACAGUAGAUCAGUGCAUCGUGUUAUCAUCAUAAUACCAGAAGUGAACUGACACAUCACUAACUGGUGUCACAGUACAGUUGUGUCAGUGAAUAUUUUGCAAUAUCAAAGGGGAUAAACCACAGAACUCAAACACAGCCUCUGGCUUCGCUAUCCCUGGGGCUGAGGUAUAUGACCUGCUUUGGAGCAAAAUGCCUUUUUAAUUUGUUUUAAUAUUUGACAGUUUUCUUUUGAGUUUCAAACUUGUAUGUAUCCCACCAGGGUACAUAUAACUUUUUUGUUAAUCCUUUUUAUACAACUACAGGUGGCCAAACAGCAGUCAUGAGUAGAAGUGGAGACACGAAGCUGCUCUAUUGUUCGAAGUAAACCGCUUCUAUUCAGUCACAGGAGCAUGUACAUUUGUUUGUCAUACGAACCUACUGGCCUUUCUGCCAAACUGUAACCCUUUGGUUGGUCACCGUUUUUUUUUGCUGUAUAGAGUUACACACAGUGAGAAUAUGUGUAAGAAUUAAACGGAGCUGUGAAUACAAAAAAAGUUACAUUUCAAGGCUUGGUGUUUUAGAUGGCGUGUGAUACGUUUGACAGAUUGUAUUGAUAUUUAUUAACAUGUGUGCAAAAAUGUAUCAUAUGUAAAGAAAAAUGAAUCCUAAUUUUUAAAACACAUGGCAGAUAUGUAAAUGCUUAUUCAUGUAGCUAAAAUGCAUAGAGUGUUGGAUGUAUGCUGAAACGGCAAUAAAACCAUGCAGUUAUUUUAAAAAA